This is a messenger RNA of Python bivittatus (Burmese python), 4983 nucleotides long. It is a transcript of the gene SSH3, whose product is annotated as slingshot protein phosphatase 3. Gene Ontology annotation, biological process: protein dephosphorylation; negative regulation of actin filament polymerization. The record is from RefSeq and is a predicted model, not a curated record. Gene Ontology annotation, molecular function: phosphatase activity; actin binding. NCBI's taxonomy places the organism in Eukaryota, Metazoa, Chordata, Lepidosauria, Squamata, Pythonidae.
GGUGGCUAUGGCCAGCUAUGUGGGGGAAAGGUAAGCUUUAGGUAUUCCAGGCACAGGGCAGCUUGAGAGACCCUCCCUUCGCAGUUACAAUUCUUCCACGGUAUGAAGGGUCCGGCUAUCUGUGCAAGUGGCGGGGCUGAGUCCUGGCACAAGAGAAGAAGGAGAACGAGACGGCGGGGAGAGGACUGCCUCGGGAAGCGAGUCCCCGUAGUUGCAGAGGAUUGGCACCUCCUCCUCCCCCGCCUGGUCUCUCGCGACUCGGGCCUGUUCCUUUAAGAACCACCCCCGAAAGGACGCACUCGGUAUUGCUUUGCGGGCAAUAUCCGUGCGCUCGUUCGUCGGGGUGGCUGGAUGAAGGAGCAGAAAGUUUACGGCUGGCAGGCUCCCACCCCGGGAUGAGUGAAUGAGUGGCCCGCUACUCCCGCCCCCUGCAGACGGUUUGCGGCGGCGUUGCGCUGGCUCCGAGUGGCACCGUCUCAGUCUCCCCCGGAGCGGAGGAAAGGCGCAGGAGUUCGUCCGCGCAUGGCGCUGGUUACCGUCUGUCGUUCCCCAUCGGGGAGUGGCCACUCGACCCCCACCGGCUGCAAGGAUGAAGAUGUUCCCAGGAGGAGACAGUUGCAGCGACGCCACAGCUUUGUCAUGGUCAAAGGAGCUGCUCUACUCCUGCCGGAAGAAGACAAGUUGGAGGCAGUCCAGGAGGGUCCAGCAGCCCCCCUAGACCAAACACCUAAAAGUGAGGAUGCUGCAGCUGGGCAGCAAGAACUGCACUUAAAGCAAAUGGUGGGGAUACUGCGGCCAGAAGAUACCAUCCAGCUGGCUGUGAGACUGGAGUCAGCGCGAGUUCAUAGGAUCCGAUACCUGUUGGUGGUCUCAGCAGCGGAGAUGGAGAGUAAGAGCGAGAUGGUGCUUUUGGGGGUGGACUUCCCUGAUGAAAGCUUGGCUACCUGCACCCUGGGUAUGGUGCUUCCACUUUGGAGUGACACCCAGGUUUUCCUUGAUGGCGAUGGGGGCUUCAGUGUGACAUCUGGGGGACAAACACGGAUCUUUAAGCCCAUCUCUGUCCAGACCAUGUGGUCAGCACUGCAAGUGCUGCACAAAGCGUGCAGCGAAGCGGUCUGCAACAACUAUUUUCCUGGAGGGGGUGCAUUGAGCUGGACCGAGUGGUAUCAGAAGGCUGUGAAUUCUGACCAGAGCUGCAUUAAUGAGUGGCUAGCCAUGUCUGACCUGGAAUCUGUGCGGCCCACUUCUCCCUCCGUCGUCUUUGACCAGCCGACAGCACAGGAGAUGACAGAGCGGAUGAUCCGGGCCAAGCUGCGUGAGGUGAUGGGCACCACUGACCUGGAGAGCAUCACCUCCAAGGAGAUCCGUACAGAACUGGAGCAGCGAGUUGGCUGCAGCCUGAAUGACUACAAGGAGUUUAUUGACAAUGAAAUGUUGCUUAUCAUGGCACAGAUGGAUCGGCCUUCUAAGAUCUUUGACUACCUCUACUUGGGCUCUGAAUGGAAUGCAGCCAACCUUGAGGAGCUGCAAAAGAACAGAGUCAGCCAUAUCCUCAACGUGACUCGUGAGAUUGACAACUUCUUCCCAGAGCAUUUCACUUACAUGAAUGUGCGUAUCUAUGAUGAAGAGGCCUCGCAACUACUGCCAUACUGGAAGGAGACCUACAGCUUCAUUUCAGCUGCUCGGAUUCAAGGCUCUCGGGUCCUGGUGCACUGCAAAAUGGGAGUGAGCCGUUCUGGCUCCACAGUGAUUGCCUAUGCCAUGAAGGAACAUGGUUGGUCCCUGGAACAGGCCCUUGGUCAUGUGCAAGAACAGCGACCAAUUGUGCACCCCAAUCCAGGCUUCAUGAGACAGCUGGAACUUUACCAGGGCAUUCUGGAUGCCAGCCGUCACAGCAGCCUGUGGGAACAAAAGGCGGGAGAUGCCCCAUCAGGAGGCUUUUCUGAUAUAAGUGAUGCCAGCAGUGAUCAUUCUGGAAGCCUGGAGUAUGAGACUCUGAGCUCAGAUGAAGAGCCAGAGGCGCCAGUAACAACUCCCCAGUAUUGCUUUCGUCCUUUGCACGAGCCUUCCGAAAAUCUCGGCCAUCCUCUGCCCCCAGCUGGCAGCCCCCAGCUCAAUUCUCAGGGAACAGAAGAACCCGGGGCAUCAGAUGAUUCAGGAGCUGAGGAGGUGCGGAAACAUCUGGCUACCAUGAAAGUACCUGAGAAGCCGGCCCUACUCCGACGGGAACGCAUUAACCUUUAUGCAAUUAUGCGCAGCAUCAGUGAGAUGGAUAGCCCAGAACACAUCUCUGUGACAGAGGGCAUGCCUGAGGAAGAGCAGGUAUUUCUUCAUACCGAAAGGAAGACCUGUGAACCAUCAUCCCAAAGUGAGGAAAAUGAAAGGCCGGUAACAGAUUCUACAACAAAGUCAUCCCUGCCAGGGGAUCGGCGGGCACGUGGACGGAGGCCAGGGCGACGGGGACGUAGCAGGGCUUCCAGAGGCCAUGCUCAGCCUUGCAAGCAGCUCUCCUACCACCCAGCACCAGGCAAGGUGCAUAAAGCUGUUCGGCACAUGGAGGGGUCUGUCUCAUUUGGGCGCAAGCCCCCUUUGCAGCAUCGCCUCUCAGUGGCUCAGCUGGCUGAUGCUGCCCUGGUGGUGAGUCGGACCAAGGAGUUUGAGGGACAGAUGGAUCCUGAAAUUUCCAAGAACCUCCAAUCGCCAUCUUCCUUGCCAUGCUCCAGGACUCGACGGGUUGUGCGCCAGGCCAGCGUUGACAUGGACCCCAGCUCAGUCUGAAGACCUUUUCUCUGCCUUUCCCCCUUUCUACUGUCAGUAAGCAAAGGAUUUCAUGGAGUCCCAAGGCUGAACACACAUUAGUGAGAUCUAGCCUGGGGAGAUGUAUUUCCUGUACACUGCCCAGGAGGAAGAGUGAGGAGGAGAGGACAGUUCUGCUCCUCAAGAGCCCACAGCUGCUUUCCAAGUGCAUCUGUUCUUCUUUCUCUGGGAAAUGGCAGCAUGGGUGGGGAGAGGACCAGCGUUCUUACUGGGUUUACUUCAUUUAUUUGUUACAGACCUAAGGGCCCUGCAGACCUCACGGUUUUAAGUUCCAUAUGGCAGGGCUGUGUUUGUUCCUUUAAUUCGCUUUGAAUGGCUUCAUAUUCUAUUCUUCUCCAAUCUGAUAUUUUCCAGAUGGUUUGGACUGGAAUUCUGGUCAUCCCCAUCCAGCACAAUGGUGGAAGUUGUAGUCAAACAGACCUGAAGCCUUCAGAUGGGCCAAAGGUUGCUUUACAGAGAAGGUUUAAGACUGUAACCUCUCACUGUGAUCCAAGUGGGGAAUGAACUGCUUUCUCUUUAUUUUUGUGUACUUACCGUCACUGUGCCACUGCCAGCUUCACACAGCCUGAAAAUAAAGUUAAUUCAUUUUCCACUUGGUAAACUCAGGUUGUAUGUCUUCGUUUGAAGCAUAUCUCUGUUCUUAAUCCUAGCCAAACCCUAACCAAAGUAACAGGGGAAGAGGACAGCUUUUCUUCCUCGAGGUAAUGCUACCCAGUCCAGGGGCUCUGUCAACUGACAAAAACUAGCUGGGCUGCUCUUGGUUUUUCUACUGGGAUUGGGUUCAUACCUCAUGCUAAGCCAUGCUUUGUCUCGUUUGGCUUUACCUGAUGUGUGACCCCCAUCCCCACCACUAUGGUUUGUAAAUCAUAAUAUAUGGCUUGGCAUGUUGUACAACCCAGGCAGUUAUGGUUUGUUCAAGAAAUCAUGGUUAAAACAAACCAUGGCUGGGCACAAUGCAUGAAUUCAGUCUGGGAGUGAAAGCACAACCCAUGGGACAAACAGCAACAAAAGCAUCCCACAGUGAUUACCUGGCUUCUUCACAGCAGUUAGUGAGAUAACGCCCAUGAUCAUUAGUGACGCAAAGCUGUUCAGGCCUGGCUCGCUACGUGAUCAAAGUUUACAGUAACUGGACCUGUUAAUUACGCUUACCUCACCCACUAUCAGUAGUGAGGAGCUCAAGGAAGAAGUGGUUUCAUUGUACCUAUAAUGAAUGAAAAUGAAAUAAAACAUCUGUGGAGGAAAAAAAAAUAAACCACAUUUAUACCUGCGCUCCAUUGCUGUAACUUCAGCCUAGAACACAACGUGCUUUGGAAUCUAGUCCUGACUUCACUGUUGGGUUGACAUCCUCUCAUGGCUAAUGAUAAGUGCAGACACACACAUUCGUAAUCAACUUCAUUGCCAAAGUGGAGAACGUCCCAGUAUAAGUUGCAGGCAAUACACUUCCAAGGAGAAACAUCAGCUGUCCACAGAAAGCAGGGGAGGAUUAGUGGCAGGGCAUUUAUUCAGAAGCAAAAAUAGGCAUCAGUUGACAGUUCUUUAUUUAUUUAUUAUUAAUAAAUAUAUUUGUUGUUAUUCAGCUCUUAUUUCAUAUAAAUCACAUUUACCGAUUGUUUCAAAUGCUUUACAAGUUGUUAUUCCACUGCCAUUGGAAAUUAUUAGGGAGGGUGGUUGUGUUUAACGGCCUAUGGUUUAUGAUAGUUCUGCAAUGUGAUUUGCUGUUUGUGUUACAGUGGGGUAGAGGCUGUUUUCAAUUCCAAGAAUUAACCAGAUGAAAUAUAAUUCAGGCUACUUUGAUUAUCCCACUGUUUGCCUAGAUACUGUAGUCGGUUAUUGUUAUAUUUUUAUUCCACCUGUUAUUUUUUUUCAUAUAUAUAUCUCCCACUGUUUGCCUAGAUGCAGUAUUCAGUUAUUAUUAGAUUUUUAUCCCACCUUUUAUUUUUCAUAUAUAUCUAAUACUCCUGCCACCUAUUUUCCCUACAACAACAACAACCCUGUGAGGUGGGUUGGGCUGAAAGAGAGUGGCCCGAAGUCACGCAGCUGGCUUUCUGUGUUUUAUUAAUUUGCGUGUAUAAGCGUUACAUCAUUAAAUGUACUUCCUCUUUAAAACUGCAGAGAGAUUUUGAUAAUUGACGUAUAAUAAGUUUAAUAAACAUUUUAAAAGUUUAA